UGAGCUCCAAUUUCUUCAAAUCUAAGCAGCUGUUCGGGUCAACGUCACACACUCGAACAUGUGUUACAGCUUGACCAGCUUAAAACUAAAUAUGACUUAUUUGUGUCACUCAUAAAGGUUGCAGAAACAAAGUCGGUACAGGUUUGGGAUCGUUACGUUUUUCUCUGCUUUACGGACAUUUAACACGUGUGUGUGUAUAAUAACCUUUGCUACAUGCGGUGUUCAUGUUUCAAGUUUGCUUUGCAGUUUAGUUACUGAUUCACUUCUGCGGGCUGUAUUGUGCAGCACUUGGAGCUCAUUUCCAUAUUAACUGACCUUUAAUACCGUGUGUAUCAGUUUGACGGCUGGACUGCAAACUGACUGUUGUUUUUGAUGUUUUUUUUAAUAAGCACAGGGUUACUUUAUGCUUCUUCGUCAUGUUUAAGAACCUUGUUUUGAAACUGGUCUGAGACUCUACUAAGCUGUCAACCAGGAAGUUGAGUUGGGUGUGUGGCAGUUGUUCCUCAUUUGUGAUCUUGUAGGGACAAGACGAAAGUUGCGGACAGGCGAGUCAGGAUUUCUUAAAUUAUUUGCACUGCCACUUUACAUUCCAGGUGUGUUGAGGGAAGAACUUCAGUUGCAAGUGUUUAUGAGUGACUCCUUUAACAUUUUAGAUCCAAGAGGGGACAAAAGCAGAGGAAAACAGAUUCUACCAAUGGGGACCAACUUCAACCAGAACCAUAACGACUUUCUGAUCACUGAUCCCAGACCACCAGAAUACGUCCAAGUUUUACAGAAGAAGACCGUGAAAGAGCUGCUCAUGAUGAGACGCCAGAGAUGGAACUGCUCGCAGGACGACAAGAACUCAGUGCACGCAUUUAAAUCUGCAAAAUUUGAAGUUUGUGGCAAUGAGCCGAACCGUUUUACGAAUCAUCUCUUCACUGCCUCUGCUGAAAAUGCUCCCGUUACCCCACAACAACUGCAACGUCCGGCUCUGCAGAGACAAGCGGCUCCGGCUGCUGAAGUGGACAUUUCUUUUUUUCACUGGCAAAUACAGCGAGAGUUGCAGAGGGUCCGAGGAGUUCCUCCUGAGCUGCUCAACACGCAAGAUGCGGAUGGUGACACAUGUCUUCACAUAGCAGUGGCACAAGGUCGACGGGCUCUUGCUUAUGUGCUUGCUGUCAGAAUGGCUCGAUGUGGCUCUCUGGACAUGAAAGAACACAAUGGGCAGACCGCUCUUCAGAUAGCAGCCACCACCAAUCAGCAGUUGAUAGUCCAGGACCUGCUGACACACGGAGCACAGAUCAACACUCGGGACUACUGGGGCCGCUCUCCUUUGCACGUGUGUGCUGAGAAAGGCUACUUUCUCACCCUUCAGAGCAUCUGGAGGACCCUAAUGGGGAGCGGGCAGCCAAUUGACAUUGAAAUGUUCAAUUAUGAUGGUUUCACUCCGCUGCAUGCAGCAGUGUUGUCUCACAACGCUAUUGUUAAAGAGCUGAAGGGGAGUCUUUGUUCAUAUAAGACGAAGGAGCUGCUGCAGAAGACACAGAUGUCUGUGGAGUGUAUCAAGACUCUGCUGCUCAUGGGCGCCUCCUGUGGGACAAAGGACCAAAAAAGUGGAAGGACGUGUCUUCACAUGGCUUCUGCGGAGGCAAACGUCGAGCUGUUUAACAUUUUCCUCGCGCAGCCAUCUUCACUGUCGGUCGUCAAUGUUCAGACGUUCAGUGGAAACACAGCCCUGCACAUCGUCAGCUCUUUGCAAAAUCAUGACACUCAAGUGGAAGCAGUGAAGCUGCUGAUGAGAAAAGGCGGCGACCCCGGGACCAGGAACUUUGAAAAUGAACUGCCGACUCAGCUGGUGCCAGAAGGACCCGUUGGUGAAAAGGUGCAGAAGAUCCUGAAAGGAAAAUAUUUGAAUGCUUAAGUGAAGCUCAAAAACACUGUCAGUCAGACAGUCCAAUCUAUCGUAAUAUUAUUUGCCAAAACAAGGCAGAUGCUGUUUGUUUCUGUGAAACAUGCCAUUGUUCAUUACUAUGUAAUGCCCAAAGAGAAAAUGGAGAUAUGAUUUGUAUUCUUUUGUUAAUUAACCUUUAUGUGACUUAAGGUGGUACGUUUAAGACUGCAACACAAUCAGCAAACUUUCUCUGUAAAUCUGUUAUUGCUGGAAAAGUUUAAUAUUUAUGCAGGAUUAUAAUCGUGGGUAGACAUGUUAUGCUGCAUAUCGUUGUAUUUAGAAAUACAUUAACAGUUUAACAUGUUGUAGGUUAUUUUCUUUUUAAUAAUUGUUUUUGGUGUUCAUAAUCUUGUUUGUUUAAAACAUGUGCAUGCAUUUUCAUAAAGGUUUAACAUUGUAGUUAAUGCAGAAAACAUUCUGACCACACACCUGUACUACAUUUUAUUGUGAAAGGGUUAUUGUUUGAUGUUAUAUUAUGAUAUAGAGUUUGAAAAACAUCAGGUAUAAUUUGGUGUUCUGGAAUUAAAUGUAUCAACGUUUUGAAUAUGUUGUAUUUUCAUGAAUUAAAAUGUACAAAGUCUU
This is a messenger RNA of Anarrhichthys ocellatus (wolf-eel), 2515 nucleotides long. It is a transcript of the gene nfkbiz, whose product is annotated as nuclear factor of kappa light polypeptide gene enhancer in B-cells inhibitor, zeta. NCBI's taxonomy places the organism in Eukaryota, Metazoa, Chordata, Actinopteri, Perciformes, Anarhichadidae. Gene Ontology annotation, biological process: regulation of gene expression. The coding region runs from base 629 to 1903 and encodes 424 amino acids. The record is from RefSeq and is a predicted model, not a curated record. Gene Ontology annotation, cellular component: nucleus. The transcript is spliced from 10 exons. Gene Ontology annotation, molecular function: protein binding.